This is a messenger RNA of Phodopus roborovskii (desert hamster), 2093 nucleotides long. RefSeq names its product VANGL planar cell polarity protein 2 (gene Vangl2). Bases 503 to 2068 code for a protein of 521 amino acids. Gene Ontology annotation, biological process: multicellular organism development; establishment of planar polarity; Wnt signaling pathway, planar cell polarity pathway. Gene Ontology annotation, cellular component: plasma membrane. Lineage: Eukaryota; Metazoa; Chordata; Mammalia; Rodentia; Cricetidae. The record is from RefSeq and is a predicted model, not a curated record. The transcript is spliced from 8 exons.
CCCUCCCCCUCCGCCGCCGGCUCCAGAUCUGAUUCCUGAUCCCCGAUUGCUUGGUCCUUGGUCCCGCCAUGGGAGCCUGAGCACCCUGCAGUCCCCCGGCCCCCUGCCCCCGGGGCCUCGAGGGGGAAAGAGGCGAGUGGUCUGGGACGGAGCCGGGGUGAGCGACCUCAGGAGCCCCCCUCGACAACCCCCAUCGGCCGCACUGCCCGUCCUGGAGCGCGGAGUUCGGAGCGACCCGGUGCGCUGCGGAUACAAAGGCGCGGAGCGGAGCGGGGCGUGCGCCUAGUCCACCCGGCUGUUCGCAGCGGCGGGGAUCGUCGCUUGAAUUUCUCUGAGAUAAGCCCACUCGUCCAGCAAAAUAGAGUCCCUCAGGGUGACAGUUGACUUCCUAAAGGUGCCUCUUGGCCUGAAGAAGCCCGUGCUGAAGGAGGUGGUUGUGGGGCCCCCCAAGAGGCCCCAGCCCGCGGCCCUGGAGCGCUACAAGGCACGGCGUUCAGACGCCAUGGACACCGAGUCCCAGUACUCGGGCUAUUCUUACAAGUCGGGCCAUUCCCGCAGCUCCCGAAAGCACAGGGACCGCCGGGACCGACACCGCUCUAAGAGCCGGGAUGGAAGCCGUGGAGAUAAAUCAGUGACGAUCCAGGCUCCAGGAGAGCCCCUGCUGGACAAUGAGUCCACGAGGGGAGAUGAACGGGAUGACAACUGGGGAGAAACAACAACUGUAGUCACAGGCACCUCUGAGCACAGCAUCUCCCACGAUGACCUCACACGCAUUGCCAAGGACAUGGAGGACAGUGUCCCGCUGGAUUGUUCACGCCAUUUGGGCGUGGCAGCAGGGGCCACUCUGGCCCUGCUGUCUUUCCUCACCCCGUUGGCUUUCCUGCUUCUGCCUCCACUGCUGUGGCGGGAGGAGCUGGAGCCGUGUGGGACAGCAUGUGAGGGCCUCUUCAUCUCCGUGGCCUUCAAGCUGCUCAUCCUGCUGUUGGGCAGCUGGGCUCUGUUCUUCCGCCGGCCCAAGGCCUCGCUGCCCCGAGUCUUCGUGUUACGUGCCCUGCUCAUGGUGCUCGUCUUUCUGCUUGUUAUCUCCUACUGGCUCUUCUAUGGUGUGCGCAUCUUGGAUGCACGGGAGCGCAGCUACCAGGGUGUGGUUCAGUUUGCUGUUUCGCUGGUGGAUGCCCUACUCUUCGUGCACUACCUGGCCGUAGUUCUGCUGGAGCUGCGCCAGCUCCAGCCCCAGUUCACACUCAAGGUGGUGAGGUCCACAGAUGGGGCCAGCCGCUUCUACAACGUUGGCCAUCUCAGCAUCCAGCGAGUGGCAGUGUGGAUCCUGGAGAAGUAUUACCAUGACUUCCCUGUCUACAACCCCGCCCUCCUCAACCUGCCCAAGUCCGUCCUGGCCAAGAAAGUGUCUGGCUUCAAGGUGUAUUCUCUCGGAGAGGAAAACAGCACCAAUAACUCCACUGGCCAGUCAAGGGCUGUGAUUGCAGCAGCGGCACGGAGGCGGGACAAUAGCCACAAUGAGUACUACUACGAGGAAGCCGAGCAUGAGCGCAGAGUGCGAAAGCGCAGAGCCAGGCUCGUGGUGGCUGUGGAGGAGGCCUUCACUCACAUAAAGCGGCUGCAGGAAGAGGAGCAGAAGAACCCCAGGGAGGUGAUGGAUCCCCGGGAAGCAGCCCAAGCCAUCUUUGCAUCCAUGGCCCGUGCCAUGCAGAAGUACCUUCGGACCACCAAGCAGCAGCCUUACCACACCAUGGAGAGCAUCCUGCAGCACUUGGAGUUCUGCAUCACUCAUGACAUGACGCCCAAGGCCUUCCUGGAGCGAUAUUUGGCAGCUGGACCCACCAUCCAAUACCACAAGGAGCGUUGGCUGGCCAAACAGUGGACAUUGGUGAGCGAGGAGCCUGUGACCAAUGGGCUUAAGGAUGGCAUCGUUUUCCUCUUAAAACGCCAGGACUUCAGCCUGGUGGUGAGCACCAAGAAGGUGCCAUUCUUCAAACUCUCUGAGGAAUUUGUGGAUCCCAAAUCACAUAAGUUCGUCAUGCGGCUGCAGUCGGAGACCUCCGUGUGACUUUGCAGCGUCAGGGGAGGGGACG